AGUAGCGCUGAGUGGCACUAGCUCAUUUAGCCGAUAGCUGGACGUGCUCGAGCUCAGCCGGUCUGUGGGGAAGUUGCUGUUCAGUUCAAAUUUACCAAACAACGAAAUAACGCCGCUGGUGAACUUCACACAGGAUAUAACGUGUAUUAUGCUCGACUUCAGACCAGUACUCGGGUCAACACUGGCUAUUUGAUACAUUUUUGACACGGAGUGGGACUCCUGACCAGAAGGCCGACACGACCGAAGCGUCACGGGUGUGGACUGUAUGUGACAGGCGCCCGUCCCAAACCGCGCUAAAUGGUACAUGGAAUUAGGACGCCUGUUAUAUCAGAGACACUAUUUUCCCACACGAAUUAGUACCUCAAUACUAUGCGGUUUGAGACACAGCCGCUGUUGAAGAACGUUUCAUCGAGUUGACUAGCUACAUUUAUGGGGAUAAGCUAACCGGAGGUCGGAACAAUGGAUUCGUUGGGAAUAUGCGAGGCCAAAUGCCUGGCUACAGUAAAAGGACAUGAACUGAGGGCCGGGCAGCUGGAACCUAGACUUCUCUCUUUACUGGAGAGCUCCGGGCAGUUUUCGUUGAACAUCUUGGCAAAACCUGAGGCAGUGAUUUCCAAUCCGGUUCCUCAGUUGUCCAUACCAAUCAACAGGCAUUUUCAAAUAUCUAAAGAGGAGGAUCUUCUCAUUGACAUCUCAAUAAACGCGACGCUGAGGAUCCGGAUCCGAGGGGAGAAGACUCCAGAGCUCCUGCUGGAGCUGCAGGACGACGAGCGCAGUCGGACAUUUCUUCAGCAAGUGAUGAAGACUAAACAGCAGGUUGAAGUGCUACCUAGAAGGACGGAGCCUGCUCCUGUUCCUGCCCCUGGCCCCCCUAAAGACUCAGUCCCAGUCCCAGUCCCUCCUCAGAGAAGCGCUUCUAAAACAGCAGGCGGCGCUACCAAGAACAUGCAGCACGUCAACAGCAACCACAGCACUUCAGGCAAACCUUUAAAUGCAACGGAAACUCCUCACUCGCUGGCUACAGAUUUCGGUUUCGAGACCAACUUCAACAAUGUCCUAAAAGUAGAGGAAAAAAAGAAUCAGCAAAACCGGAUCGUCGCCCCAAGAGAAGCCCCCCCUCCUCCACCUCCCCCCACUCCUCCCCUUCCUCCACGAAAAGUCCCACCUCCCAAAGAUAGACCCACUCCUGUACAAAUGGCCACUCCUGUCAGACAAGAGUACAACCAAUCUGUAGAGCAGGCCAGCUCUUGGUCUAACAGUCCCACCACGAACACCAUGAGGCAGGCCAUGCUCAGCAGCCAGUCAGGUCUUAGAGAGGGCCUUCUUAAAUAUCGCCUGGGCAAAAGGGAGAAGGAGUAUGUGGACAUCCAGAACUUCAGGGUUUUUGCUGGCACGUGGAAUGUGAACGGUCAGUCCCCUGAUAGCAGCUUGAAUAACUGGUUGUGCUGUGAUCCUGAGCCUCCUGAUGUAUAUGCACUGGGGUUUCAAGAACUGGAUUUAAGCACAGAGGCGUUAUUGUACAUGGAUUCAUCUAAACAGCAGCUGUGGGUUGAUGCAGUCGAGCGGAGCCUUCAUCCCAAAGCCAAGUACAGACAGGUACGUCUCAUCCGGUUAGUAGGGAUGAUGCUGGUAGUGUUUGUUAAAAAGUCACACCGGGACCACAUCAGCGAUGUUGCCGCCGAGUCUGUCGGAACCGGCCUCAUGAAUAAAAUGGGAAAUAAAGGAGGCGUGGCAGUGCGCUUUGUGUUUUACAACACCAGCUUCUGCUUUGUAAACUCCCACCUGGCAGCACACGUGGAGGACUUCGAGCGACGCAACCAGGACUACAAGGAGAUCUGCGCCCGCCUGAGCUUUCACCUCAUGGAGCACCCUCCUCUUAGUAUAGUCAAGCACGAUGUGGUUAUUUGGCUUGGAGAUCUGAACUACAGACUGUUUUUGUAUGAGGCCGCUGAGGUGAAGAGGCUAAUCACUGAAAAGGAACUACGAAAGCUCCAGGAUCAGGACCAGCUGAACAUCCAAAGGAAGACUAAGCGUGCCUUUACUGACUUUAUGGAAGGAGAAAUUAACUUCAUCCCUACUUAUAAAUAUGAUCCAAAAUCUGAUCGAUGGGACUCAAGUGGGAAAUGCCGGGUCCCUGCCUGGUGUGAUCGUAUCUUAUGGAGAGGUAAUAAUGUCAAGCAGUUGCACUACCGUAGCCACAUGGAGCUGAAAACUAGUGACCAUAAACCUGUUAGUGCUCUCUUUUCCAUUGGGGUAAAGAUGGUGAAUGAACAGCGUUAUAAGAAGGUAUUCGAGGAGAUCGUUCGAGAGAUGGAUAGGAUGGAGAAUGACUUUCUACCCUCUUUGUCACUCACUCAAAGAGAGUUCAUCUUUGAGAAUGUGAAGUUCAGGCAGCUGCAGAAACAGAGUUUUCUCAUCACUAAUGAUGGACAGGUGCCCUGUACUUUCGCCUUCAUCUUCAAACUUACAGACUCUCAGUACUGCAAACCCUGGUUACGAGCAGACCCGUGUGAAGGUGUUCUCGACCCUAAUGAGACUCUGGAGAUUUCCUUGGAGGUUUAUGUAAGUAAAGACUCGGUAACUCUCCUCAAUUCCGGUGAGGAUAGAAUUGAGGACAUCCUUGUGCUGCACUUGAGUCGAGGGAAGGACUAUUUCAUUACUGUGUCUGGGACCUACCUGCCCAGCUGCUUUGGGACCUCACUGGAGACACUGUGCCGCAUGAAGAAACCGAUCCGUGAAGUCCCCAUCACCAGACUCAUUGAUCUGGAAGAGGAUGGCUACAUGGAAAAGGAAAAAUCCAGGGUGAACCACCUGUUGGACAGUGGCAAUGCAGAGGAGAAACCCUUAAAGAUCCCCAAGGAGAUCUGGCUGCUGGUCAACCAGCUCUUCACCAAAGCUUGUCGGCAGGAGGACUUGUUCCAGACCCCUGGCUUGCAAGAGGAGUUGCAAAGUAUUAUAGACUGUUUGGACACCAGUAUUCCAGACUCUAUCCCUGGCUCAAACCAUUCAGUAGCUGAGGCGCUGUUGAUCUUCUUGGAGGCUCUGCCUGAGCCAGUGGUGUGUUAUGAGCUCUACCAGCGCUGUGUGGAAUGCUCACAUGACAGCCGCCUGUGUAAACAGUUAAUCUCUCAGCUCCCGUCUGCACACCGCAAUUUGUUCCGUUACCUAAUGUCCUUCCUGAGGGAACUCCUGAAGCACUCGUUCGACAACAACCUCACGGCCAACCUCAUAGCUACCCUCUUUGCGAGCCUCCUCAUCAGGCCACCACCAAACCUCACGAGCAGGCAGACGUCCAACGAUCGACAGCGGGCCAACGAUUUCAUCCUGGGCUUCCUGAUGGGCAACGACGAAGACUGAGCAGCCAGUUAAAUAUCAGGGAUCCUGACUCGGAUCCAGGUGCAGGUGGUGACCUGCCGAUGGCCGGGAAUUUAAUGGGAGUGAAUGUGUGUGUGUGUGUGUGUGUGUGUGUGUGUGUGUGUAUGAUGUAAUGUCCAAGGUGUUUGGCCCACCCUCUCAUCCAUGGAUAAUCCUUUGAUGAAACAGCAGCUUUGCAUUCAGCAAAGUUAGUUCUCUUGGAGCUCUGUAUUUAUGCAGUCCGGUGAUGAGUCAAUGCCAAAAACCAAAAAUGUUAUAACCCGUGUGUGUGAGUGUGUGAGACUUGCAUUCAUACAUGGCCAAUUUAAAUGAACACUAAAUAUUAAGAGUAAUAAGAAACUGCUAAGACACCACAAAAACUCUUACUCUCAGACCGAAGCCGCUUUCAUUUUUCACCUGACCCCGCUGUGUGACUGGUAUCCGAGUAAAGACUUUUACUCAACUCCAUGGCAGCAGGUGAAAAACAAGGUUCUUGAAAGGGGAUUUCGACAAUCGUGAUGAAGCUUGAUGCGGCAGUGAGCCCUAAUCACAGUGGCGUGUCUCCGUUGGAAUGUUAAAUGUUAUUUAUAGAUUUCCGUCGUCUCAUGUUCGUUCUUAUGGCAUUUUUUUUCCAAGUAUUGAGAUUUACCCCUUUUGCUUAGGGUUCCGGAAACGUUUCAGCAAAUAAUCAGAAGUCUUUGCGGUCCGACAGCAGUUACGUUAGCCUUGUACAGAAUAAGUUCGUACAUGUGUGCCGGCACGGAAUAGAUACAUAGAGGAAAAAUCUGCUGCGAUUUUGGCUGCAAUUUAUUCAUUGGAUUGCAUUUAGUUCAAGUCAGGAGUUUCAAUUCAGACCUUUUUAACACCCGCCCCGGCCACCCCCAGUUUGUUUACACAUACGUUUUUGAUAGAUCGUGGUUUCUUUACUGAUAAAACGGUUAGCAAGGUUCUAGCGUUAAGACUUAAAUAAACCGAGUAGUUUAUAAUUGUUUAAAGGCUUUUAUCUAUUGAACCGGGCGGCACAGUGGCGCCUUACAGCAAGGAAGUCCGGGGUUCGAUUCCCAGGUGGGGUAAGAAUCCGGGUCCGUUCUGUGUAGAGUUUGCAUGUUCUCCCCGUGUCUGUGUGGGUUUCGUCCGGGAGCUCCGGUUUCCUCCCACAGUCCAAAGACCUCAUGCAAGUGAGGUGAAUUGGAGAUACAAAAUUGUCCUUGACUGUGUUUGAUUUUAACCGACCCCACCCAAUUUUGGCAGGCUGACAUAUUUAGUUACACCUAGGAGCAGUUUAUUGGUGCUAAUUUACCAACUGCAUGCUUAAGGGAGGAGAGGGGAAACUAAAGCACACAAAGGACAGAACACCUGACUCCUCAAAGGCAAUGACUGGAGCUAAAGAUCAAACACUACACGUUGCACUAGUCUCAACACACUGAUGAGCCAAAACAUUAGGACCACUCGGCUCCUGGACAUGGACUCCACGAGACAUCUGAAGGUGUCCUGUACUAGGACGUUAUCAGUGACCUCCUUUAUGUUGUGAGGUGGAUGGUCCUACUGCACAGCUCCAUACACAUCAGGGUUCGAUUUGAACCAACAGGGCUUUUCUGUUGCCGUGUUCUAGAUGCCAUCGCAGUCAUGUCCUCUAGCAUCAGUGAGUCAGUUCAUACAGGACGUAGCAGACCGUGGUUGCUGGGUAAUCACCUCGGCUGCCUGUGGUCAUCUGGCCCUUAUAGAAGUCAUUCAGGUCUUUAUGCUGUACAUAUCAUCUGCAAAUACAAUUAAGAGUUAAGGGUCUUGUUCACAGACCCAGCAAUAGUAAUGGUGGGGCUUGAAUCUGCAAACCUCUGAUUACUACAUUGUCAGUUUGUAGGCCAUUAAAAUAAUUAACAUCCAUCAGCCCAAUAUUAAUACAUCCUUGCUGUACUUUUAGGGGUUGGUCCUAAUGUUUUGGCUCAUGUGUGGUGCAGCAGGUGGUGUAGUUGGUGCUGCACAGCUUUUGGGUCCUGGGUUCAACCUCGCAUCUGAAUACUGGUUCUUAGUACUAGAUUCUUUCUACAUUAGGUGAAUUGGUUACUGGAAAUUGCCCCACUGUAUGAGAAUGAAUUGGUGGGUGUAUGAUGCCCUAUGAUGGAUUGGGACCCUGUUAUUAUUGGGAUUUACAGGCCAGACAUGACAUCAGUCAGUAUAAAGUAGUAAUUAAAGAUAAAAAAAAAAUCAGAUGGGCAGCAAUUGUGUACAUAUAUUAGUAUUAAACAUAUUUGUUAUUCGAGUUUAAAACUGGCAAAUCAGAUUGAUGCUGUAGGCUUUUAUGCCCAGUGCUGAUAAAAGUCCAAUUAAACAUCGCAGUGUGUCUGUAGCUUCAGUUUAUAGCGUCAACGUAACGUCGCCUUCUUCAGUUUUGAUCUUUCUGAUGGUUUACUACAAAUUCUGCUAUUAUUUUUCAGAAAGGUGCUUGCUUGAUGUCCUACCCCAUGUAAAUGUGUGCUUCUGUACCCUCUUUCUUUUAUUAUUAUUAUUACUGUGUAGUAUUGUCUUUCAAUGUUGGUCCAAAUUGUCCUGUCAUUUGUAAUGCCUGUACAAUAUUGUGCUAAUCUAUACCAUGACAGCUUUAUCAUUUUCAUUCCCUUGAUCCAUGACCGGUUAAAAACUCUUAAUAGUACACUUAUGAACUUAGGUUUUCAGCCAAACUCAAACAGUCGCUGUAUACUGAAGUGCAUUUUAUUUAUUUAGGUUUGCCCUGAUGUAUGUUGUCAGGUUGCCAUGUCAGUAGGUAAAUGUUCUACUCUUGCCCCUAGGUAUGAGUAAGAAUUAGUCACCGACCCUGUAACAGACUAGUGCCCUCUUUAAAUAAUCCGUAUUCUUGCCUUAUGUCAGUUCAUCCAGCCUAUGUCUGUCUGGAUUAGAGGUUACUAAAGGUGACUAAUCAUUUAACAGGUUAGAAUUUACAAUUAGAGAACGUAAAAUUGAACCUGGAGUUUAAUUCCAGUUCAAAUCAUUUGAACAGCUGUUACAGAAAUGAACUUCUUGUGAGCUGGCACUCACAGCGCUCUGAUUACAAAGCUCGAACGUACAGUAUAGUCGAGUAGAAGAGCCAGUGAUGCUUUUACGGUAUCCCAGCUGUACAGAAAACACCAACACUGAAGAUGUGUUGAAAAUAAUACGAGGGAACUUCAAAAAGUUUCCGCACUUGGGAGGAGUAGUAAUUGGUCGUGUCUGAGAGACCGAGGGAGAGCUUAUAGUCCGGGUUUUUAUCAGCGCCACCUGAUUUCCACUUUUUUGGACCGCACAAAGAAGAUUUUCAUGUGAUGAUGAUGUGAAAGCAGAGGUGCAACAGUGGAUACUUGCUCAACCAAGAACUUUUUGCUGAUGGCAUUAAAAAGUUGGUACGACGCUGGGAAAAUGCAUCGGAAGGUGACUAGAAAAAUAAGUAAGUUUAAAAAAGUGUGGAAACUUUUUGAAGAACCCUCGUAUUAUAGGAGCAUUAUCAGACAGUUACGUUACCGCUGCAGUUGCCUCUGUUUGAAGACGCUAUAUGAAACGAGGAGGUGCUUAUUCGCUUUGGACACUAUGAGCUCAAACUUUCCCACUUGCUGAUGUCUGCCCUGCAACGUCGAAAUCUUUCCACACUCUGGCUUGUGGAAAUACCAGUCAGACUUGGUACCAGCCCUCUUCUGUUUGGAACUUCCUCUGUGGUCGAGGUUAGAAGAAGACUCCUGAAUAGGGCUGCACACUGCACAGCUGGAAGCAGUUGCUCAGCUUAAAUUCCAAUCUUGUCUAAACAGAUUCCACAUGAUAUAUAUACAGUAUAUCCUAUAUUACUGCCUUGUACUGUCCUGUAUCGUCCUGUAUCAUUGUUUUUUCUAUCUGACUGGUUCUGCACUGGUUUGUCUUAUUAUUACGGUACAUAUGCAACUGAAUACUUGCACAUCUCCCAGAUUUCUCUCUUUUUUUGGUACUUUUAACUUAUUUAAUGGAAAUAAAAAUCCUAAUAAUA
Molecule: messenger RNA, 7339 nt
Organism: Trichomycterus rosablanca
Lineage: Eukaryota; Metazoa; Chordata; Actinopteri; Siluriformes; Trichomycteridae
Gene: ocrl
Product: OCRL inositol polyphosphate-5-phosphatase
Exons: 24
Coding region: 460-3357 (965 amino acids)
Biological process (GO): signal transduction; phosphatidylinositol dephosphorylation
Cellular component (GO): membrane; cytoplasm
Molecular function (GO): phosphatidylinositol-4,5-bisphosphate 5-phosphatase activity; inositol phosphate phosphatase activity
Source: RefSeq, a predicted model, not a curated record